CGCUCAAUGCGUCUUCAUUCGCUGGCCCAGUUUGUUGUCGCGCGCUCGUGGUUCCUCCACUCGUCGUCCGUUUUUAUUUUCGUGGUGUCGCCUAUAUAUAUAUUUAGUAAAUAUUUUGUUGUUGAUAUUUAUAGUUGUGAAUUUUCUCUCACACUCUCUGCGUGUUGUUGAACAUAUUUUUUUGUUGGUGUUUUAAUAUUUUUAUUUAUUGUUCUUGUGAAGACUUUGAUUUAAAAUUAAAUGGCAGCCAAAGAUCGCCUGCCCAUAUUUCCCUCCAGAGGAGCCCAAACACUGAUGAAAUCGCGUCUGGCAGGCGCCACCAAGGGUCAUGGUUUGCUCAAAAAGAAAGCAGAUGCACUCCAGAUGCGUUUUCGCCUGAUUCUGGGCAAGAUCAUAGAGACCAAGAGCCUGAUGGGUCAGGUGAUGAAGGAGGCAGCCUUUUCGCUAGCCGAGGUCAAGUUCACCACGGGCGAUAUCAAUCAGAUAGUUUUGCAAAAUGUGACCAAGGCUCAGAUUAAAAUACGUACCAAAAAGGAUAAUGUGGCCGGUGUGACCCUGCCUGUGUUUGAACCAUAUAUGGAUGGUGUGGAUACCUAUGAGCUGGCUGGCCUGGCACGCGGUGGACAGCAGCUGGCCAAGCUCAAGAAGAACUAUCAGUGUGCAGUGCGACUGCUCGUCGAAUUGGCCUCGCUCCAGACCUCCUUUGUGACUCUUGACGAUGUGAUCAAAGUGACCAAUCGGCGGGUAAAUGCCAUCGAACAUGUAAUUAUUCCCCGCAUCAAUCGCACCAUUGAGUACAUCAUUAGCGAACUGGAUGAACUAGAACGUGAGGAAUUCUAUCGCCUGAAGAAGAUUCAGGACAAGAAGCGGGAGGCUCGCAAAACGGCGGACAAGAAGCGUGAGGAGUUGCGUCGCCAAGGACAAUUGGCCGAGGAGGCCAAGGAAGUGCAGAAUAUCCUUGAUGAGGAUGGUGAUGAGGAUCUGCUCUUCUAGACCGAUCAAAGUCGAGAUCACAAUGAUCAUGAUGCUGAUGCUGAUGCUCCAUCCUGUUUCCACUUUGCACUCAAUUUUGCUACCUCACCUUUGUCCACCUUGUUUUCGUUGUUGUUGUUGUUGUUGUCGCUGUUUUUUGUUGUCGUUAUCAUUAUCAUUGUUCAUUGUGAUCCGUAUGCUGUUCUUGGAAAUACAAUCCCUAUCCGUAACCCCAGAAUAUACCCCCUGUCGUCUCUCUCUCUA
Molecule: messenger RNA, 1236 nt
Organism: Drosophila serrata
Lineage: Eukaryota; Metazoa; Arthropoda; Insecta; Diptera; Drosophilidae
Gene: Vha36-3
Product: Vacuolar H[+] ATPase 36kD subunit 3
Molecular function (GO): proton-transporting ATPase activity, rotational mechanism
Source: RefSeq, a predicted model, not a curated record